AUGGUCGCGUUUUCGUGGGUGUUAUUCCCGUGUGCGGUCGUGGUGGCCGGCAUCACCGCCAUCCGGUGGUUUUUGCGUCGUCGGCAAACGUACUGGCUCCGGCACGGUAUACCGGCAGCCCGGAAUCCCCAUCUACUGUACGGCAACGUGGCAGGGCUGGCGGCAACGCACCACACCGUCACCAUCCUGCAGGCGCUGUACCGGGAGUUUCGCGACCGUCAGCUACCGGCCGGUGGUUUUAAUCUGUACUUUUCGCCCUUGCUGCUGAUCAUCGAUCGCGCGUUGAUCGAGCGUGUGCUGGUGAAGGAUUUCGCCCAGUUCCAGGACCGUGGCCUGUACGCUAGCGCGAACGCGAAUCCGCUAAGCAGCGAAACGUUGUUCUCGCUCGCUGGUGAACGAUGGCACCGAAUGCGGCAACAGCUGGGGCCGGCGUUUGGGGCGGGCAGCGUGCGGACCAUGUUUCCAACCACGGUCCGCAUCGCGCAGACGCUGGCGGUGUACAUCGGUGCGCAAAGCAAACGGCGCGACCUCGAGUGGACGGAUCUGAUGGCGCGCUACACGACGGACGUGAUCGGUAGCUGUGCGUUCGGGAUCGAUUGCCGCACGAUACGCGACCCGGGGACGGAGUUUCGCGCGAUGGGCUACCGGGCGUUCCGCUGCAGCCGGAGGCGGAUGUGGAAGCUGCGGUUCGGGUACGGUUUCCGGCGAGUGGCCGACGCGCUGCAGCUGUGCGUGAGCGAACCGUGCGUGGAAACGUUCUUCCUGCAGCUGUGCCGGUCGACCGUGCUGCACCGGGAGAGCUACCAGCUGGUGAAGCGUGACUUCCUGCAGCAGCUGCUGGCGAUGAAGGCCACGGAGCGGCUCGAUAUGACGCAGGUCGCCGGACAGUGCUAUUCGUUCUUUAUUGCCGGGUUCGAAACGUCCGCCAGUUUGAUGAGCUUCUGUCUGUACGAGCUGGCCAAAAAUGGCACCGUGCAGGAGCGGUUACGCGCGGCCAUCGUGGCCGCCCUGGAUGAAACCGAUGGCCAGCUGAGCUACGACAUGGUGAUGUCACUCGGCUACUUGGAUCAGGUGGUGAAUGAAACGCUGCGCAUGUAUCCGCCGGUGGAUUUCCUGUUUCGCGUUGCGAGUACCGACUACCCGGUGGACCAUUUCGGGACCAUUCCUCGCGGGACAGUGUUGGUGGUGCCAGUACAUGCGUUACAUCACGACGCCGAGUAUUACCCGGACCCGGAGGUUUACGAUCCGGAACGGUUUGCCGGUGCGCCGAAGUCGCGUAACGUACGGGACGGUGCACCAUUCAUGCCGUUCGGUUCGGGACCGAGGCACUGUAUUGGGGCCACAGUUGGUCUGAUGCUUGUGAAGGUUGGUUUGGUGGCGAUGUUGCGCUCGUUUCGCUUCUCGCUGGAUGUGGACCGUACGCCGGAGAAGGUUACCUUUAAACCGCGCUCGCUCGUGCUGGCACCAAACAGUGGGAUGUACUUGAACGUGGCGCGGGUUUAG
Molecule: messenger RNA, 1503 nt
Organism: Anopheles marshallii
Lineage: Eukaryota; Metazoa; Arthropoda; Insecta; Diptera; Culicidae
Product: cytochrome P450 6a2-like
Exons: 2
Coding region: 1-1503 (500 amino acids)
Molecular function (GO): iron ion binding; oxidoreductase activity, acting on paired donors, with incorporation or reduction of molecular oxygen; heme binding
Source: RefSeq, a predicted model, not a curated record